GUUUUAUUGCAGGAGACACCAACAAAUGGAACACAAAUUAACUUAAGCCUACACGAGGCUGGUGACACCUGAAAGAGGGGAAAGUGGAGAAGCUGUGCUCUGUGCUUUCUGUCUGACCUGUUGGGAGUACAUUUUGGAGCAUGUUUGCUACUUAGCAGGGAACUGAAAUUCAGGCGCAAGAGGUUGUAAACAUAAAGAGUGAAUAUGGGUGAAAAGAAGCCAGAACCUUUGGACUUUGUAAAAGAUUUUCAGGAAUAUCUUACACAGCAGACUCACCAUGUAAAUAUGAUUUCUGGAUCAGUUAGUGGAGACAAGGAAGCAGAGACUCUUCAGGGAGCUGGGACAGAAGGUGAUCAGAAUGGUCUGGAUCAUCCUUCUGUUGAAGUUUCACUGGAUGAAAACUCAGGAAUGUUAGUGGAUGGCUUUGAAAGGACAUUUGAUGGAAAGUUAAAGUGUCGAUACUGCAACUAUGCCAGUAAAGGAACAGCACGGCUCAUAGAGCAUAUCAGAAUUCAUACAGGUGAGAAGCCACACAGAUGCCAUUUGUGUCCCUUUGCAUCAGCUUAUGAACGUCAUCUGGAAGCUCACAUGCGAUCGCAUACUGGUGAAAAACCAUACAAAUGUGAAUUGUGUUCCUUUCGCUGCAGUGACAGAAGCAACUUAUCUCACCACCGCAGGCGCAAACAUAAAAUGGUGCCUAUCAAGGGUACAAGGUCUUCCCUAAGCAGCAAGAAAAUGUGGGGGGUUUUGCAGAAGAAGACCAGCAAUUUGGGGUACAGCAGAAGAGCAUUAAUUAAUUUGAGUCCACCUUCCAUGGUGGUUCAGAAACCAGACUACCUUAAUGAUUUCACUCAUGAAAUCCCAAAUAUCCAGACUGAAGCGUAUGAGACCAUGACAAAAACAACCCAGAGCAGUGGGUUGCCAAGAGAUCCACAAGACCUCAUGGUAGAUAAUCCUUUAAACCAGCUCUCUACGUUAGCUGGACAGUUAUCUAGCUUGCCACCCGAAAACCAAAAUCCAGCCUCUCCUGACGUUGUUUCCUGUCAAGAUGAAAAGCCUUUCAUGAUACAGCAGCCUGCUGCACCUGCAGUAGUUUCAGCUGUGUCAGCAAAUAUUCCUCAGAGUUCAUCUCCAACCAGCCCAGAUCCUCGGCCUACACACAAUCAAAGGAACUAUAGUCCCGUAGCAGGUCCCAGCAGUGAUCGCAGUGCCCACACCAGUACUCCCAGCAUAAGCAACAGUCAACCAAGUACUCCAGCUCCAACCCUUCCGGUUCAGGACCCUCAGCUUCUGCAUCACUGCCAACACUGUGACAUGUACUUUGCGGACAAUAUCCUUUAUACUAUUCACAUGGGAUGUCAUGGAUUUGAAAAUCCUUUUCAGUGCAACAUAUGUGGGUGUAAGUGUAAAAAUAAGUAUGACUUUGCUUGCCAUUUUGCAAGAGGCCAACAUAGUCAACAUUGACUGAGAACAUGCUUUCAUUUAGUUUUUUAACAUAUUACAGUAUAUUUUUCAUACUUGCUGAAGGAAAGCUUGCACAUUCCCUUAAGGAAUCUUCACGUUAAUCAAUUCGACAAAGGAGGCAAAUUUAUUUCUUUGCUGUCUUAAAACUUGCCAGGGAAAUUUUGUAUAAGAUGUGGUUGAUAUUUUAUAUGUAGCCUUUCAAAAAAGCUGAGAGAGUGCUAUAAGAAUUGGAAUGCGUUUACAUGUUUUGGUUGCUAAAUUUAAGUUGCUUGCACUUAAUCCCAAUAAACAGUCUACAAAUG
Messenger RNA from Pygoscelis adeliae (Adelie penguin), 1766 nucleotides. RefSeq names its product IKAROS family zinc finger 5 (Pegasus) (gene IKZF5). The coding region runs from base 205 to 1464 and encodes 419 amino acids. Gene Ontology annotation, cellular component: nucleus. Lineage: Eukaryota; Metazoa; Chordata; Aves; Sphenisciformes; Spheniscidae. The record is from RefSeq and is a predicted model, not a curated record. The transcript has 5 exons. Gene Ontology annotation, molecular function: DNA-binding transcription factor activity, RNA polymerase II-specific; RNA polymerase II transcription regulatory region sequence-specific DNA binding. Gene Ontology annotation, biological process: regulation of transcription by RNA polymerase II.